AAAGGAACGACCUCCGGACCCGCCGCGUCUACGUCUGCCCGACAUUUACGGUACACGGGCAGUCCUCGUCCUGUGCGCUGGCAGUAAAAUCACAUCGACACUAAAAGCAAGAGCAGUAAUGCCAGCGUUAAAAAAAAACAAACAAAGUCCUGAUUAUGGUGGGCACCGUUACAGGAGAUCUGAAAGUGUGGUGGGACCGGUACAGUCUACGAAACUUGAAAAAAAAACAACAACACAUUUUAUACAUUUAAUAUCUUUUAACUCCGCUCAAAUUUCUGAAUAAAUCCACUCUUCAAAUAAUGACAAGAGGAGGGCGAAGAAGCUGAAGACCUGCGCAGGAGACAGUCCUCUCCCUGUGGUCACGUCGGUGCGGAUUUCGGACACCUUUGCACAGACCCCACCCUGGCGGACGGUUGCCACACGCAGUUGUGACCUUCCCCUCUGUGGAAAUUGUAUGGCACGUGCCAGUUUGCCAGUCCCACUUCUUCGCACCGGUCACCUGCUGGUUUGCGCCUUUGACCGAGGUACCUGGAUUGGAAGCGGAUUUACUCUCAGAUCAGAUUCAAACAGACUCCCAGUCACGAGCGUCACACAGCCAAGAUGAUGUCAAAAGUGAGGGUGCUCAUUUCCCUGCUCUGUGUCACUGGUGUGUGUGUGUUUUUGAGGGAUUCUUCUUUAGAGACGUUUUUGGAACGCUCCCUCCAGCAUCAGUACACAAGACCGUGUGCUUGUGAGAAAUGCGUAUCAGAAGAUGAUCCGUUGUUUAUGCAACGUUUUAACAAAUCUGUGGAACCCUUUUUGUCGGCAAAAUACAGUCUCUCGGAGGAUGAUUUCAGUUGGUGGAAGGGUUUACAGGCUGAAAAGCGCAACCUCACUUUCUACAACACAACAGUGGACAACCUGUUUAAGAUAUUCCCAUCCAAUCCAGAUGUUGUAGGACCCAGCCCUGACCGCUGCAGGACUUGUGCUGUGGUGGGGAAUUCUGUUAAUUUGAAGAGAUCACAUUAUGGACCUCUGAUAGAUUCCCAUGAUGUUAUUCUCAGAAUGAACCAUGGCCGUACUGAAGGCUAUGAAGCAGAUGUUGGGAAAAGGACAACCCAUCGUAUCUUUUAUCCAGAGAGUUCCAUGGACUUAGAUAACACCACUCAUCUGGUGUUGGUUCCAUUCAAGAUACUAGACCUUGAGUGGCUCAUAGGCGCCUUCACUACAGGAUUUUCGGGAAAGUCAUAUAUGCCAGUAAAUUCAAAAAUCAAAGCUAAAAAGGACUUGGUGAUGGUGAUCAAUCCAGCUUUCAUGAGGUAUGUUCAUGUGAAAUGGCUGGAAGAAAAGGGCAGGUAUCCGUCCACUGGUUUUAUGGCUUUGGUUCUUGCCUUGCACAUUUGUGAUGAGGUCAAUGUGUUUGGUUACGGAGCAGACAAAGAUGGAAAUUGGAGUCAUUACUGGGAAAAACUGAGAGACAAGAAGUUCAAAACUGGAAUACAUCCUGGAAAUCAUGAAUAUGAAAUGAUUCAGCAGCUAGCUAAGCAACUAAAACUCAAUUUUUAUACAGGGUGGUGAUCUCCCAUCAGCAUUUAAAGUAUUCAAGUCUUGAUAAAAAAUCCUUUACAAAGUCAAACAAGACCAAGAAGAAUGGGCCUAAUAAAUAAUACGACAACUCUGGUCUGACUUACUCCUCAAUCCUGCACGAACUGUAAGCAGACUAAAGCUUUUUGGAAAAUCCUCCACUGAGAGGGAGAGUACAACGCUGAAACCACGUUUAAAGAAUUGGGAGUCAAAAUUAAUCACAUCUAAAGGAAUGUAGGGGAAAAGCUUUUCUAGACAGCUCUGUACUUGUUUUCCCAUUUUCACUGUUUAUUGUUUAUUUAUUGCUAUUUCGUGAUAUUCAUGGACAGUGCUGCAAUGCAAAGCAAAGCAUAAAUGAUUUAGCUACUAAGGGCUUCGGGGGAAAAAAGACAUAUUUGAUCAAAUUCAACAACUGAAGGACAUUAAGUUUUUCCUCAGUUUCAUUUGUCCACAGUUUCAGGGUAUAAAUAAACAUAUUACGAUAAUCUCCUGGGCAGAUGUCACCACUGUCAAUGUUGUUUUCCUCUUGAAUGUAUUAUUAAAAAUAAAUUGUUAACAUGGAAGAAAAACGGUUGGUUAAAGCAUAAUGUAAAUUAUUGAAUGUAUUUAUCUCAUGUGAUGAUGUCUGGGGCAAUUUUCUUUUAAUAUGAGCAGAAACAACAUGAUUUAUAUGAACCAAGCACCAAUAUACACACAUGUGACGGACAUAUAUAUAUAGUCCAAAAGUAUUUGGACAGGUACACAUGUUUUGUUCUUCAGGCUCUGAGCUUCAGCACAUUCAAUUUGAAAUAAAAAUAGUGAAUACUACAUUAAAGUACCAAGACUCAGCUUUAAUCUGAGUAAGUUUACGUCACUAUAGAAAGAAAUGUGUGGAAGAUAAAGCCCUUUAAACACAGAGUGUCCAAAGUAAUCAGACAGAUACACAUGAAGUCAAACAAAAUCAUCAUAUUUAAUAUUUUGUGGAAAAUCCGUUGCAGUCAGUGACUGCCUGAAGACUUUGACCCACAGACAUCAGCACACUGAUGACACUUUGUGUCUUCACUAGUGAUGCUCCCCCAGAGCUUCACUGCAGCCACCUUCAGCUCCUGCUUGUUGUGGGGUCUCUCUGCCUUUAGUCUGGUCUUCACCAAGUGGAAAGCUGCUCAGUCAGACUGAGAUGAGGUGACUGACUAGACUGGUUGUGAGUAUAAUGCUCCUCUUCACCCUGAAAAGGUCUGGGGUUGCCUUGCCUAUAUGUUUAGGAUUAUCCUGCUGGGGGAUGAAAUGUUGCACAAUGAUUUUUGAUGCGUUUGACUGAAUCUGAGCACAGAAUGCUAACCAGGUGUGCUACAGGUGUGCCCUGUCAUGUCUUUUUGUAAUGUCACCUCCUACUACAGUUGUUGUGACUCAUUCAUACAAACAAAGCCUAUCUGACCUUGAACUUGAGAUCUGUGUAUGCUGAUAAUUGACACACUACUGGUAAAAAAAAGCUGGCUUUUCCUUCAUAAAUGGACUUGUUCCAACAACACAGCUCAUCAGCAGUCUCAGCUGACUAAAAAAAGGAUUUUAGUGACCUUUUUAGCUUUUAAAAUAACUGUGGGUAGUUUUUAUCAGCGGUCCCCUCCACACACUGGCUCACCUGGCACCAGACACUACAAGCCACACUAGCUCCCAUUUGUGGUUGGUGAACCCCCUACUGCUAUCCCCCUAGUCUCUGUUUCUGCUUCCUCUCCCAUACCCACGAAAAUCCCAGUUAGGAUCUCUGAACUGCGCCCACGACCUUGUCAUGGUCAAAAUCGCUGUGGUGCGUGAUUGAUCCAU
Molecule: messenger RNA, 3363 nt
Organism: Xiphias gladius (swordfish)
Lineage: Eukaryota; Metazoa; Chordata; Actinopteri; Istiophoriformes; Xiphiidae
Product: CMP-N-acetylneuraminate-beta-galactosamide-alpha-2,3-sialyltransferase 1-like
Exons: 7
Coding region: 601-1557 (318 amino acids)
Molecular function (GO): beta-galactoside (CMP) alpha-2,3-sialyltransferase activity
Source: RefSeq, a predicted model, not a curated record